Messenger RNA from Sorex araneus (European shrew), 4468 nucleotides. RefSeq names its product dihydropyrimidinase like 5 (gene DPYSL5). Gene Ontology annotation, cellular component: cytoplasm; cytosol. NCBI's taxonomy places the organism in Eukaryota, Metazoa, Chordata, Mammalia, Eulipotyphla, Soricidae. Bases 361 to 2055 code for a protein of 564 amino acids. Gene Ontology annotation, molecular function: hydrolase activity, acting on carbon-nitrogen (but not peptide) bonds, in cyclic amides. The record is from RefSeq and is a predicted model, not a curated record. The transcript is spliced from 13 exons.
AGGCCGCGUCCUCCGUCCCCUCUCGGACCCCGGCCCUGGCCGUGGGCCUGUCGGGACUUGUAGUCCCCGGGCGGAGGCCGCGCUCGGCGCGGAGGAUGCGGGGCGCCGCCUGCGCCCGCCUCCCGCGAACCUGCAGGCCGAGGUGGGGGGCCCCGGGAGGAGCCGUCGGGCCGGUGAUUGGCCGAGGCCGCCCCCAGCCCCCUCCCCGGCCCCUCCCCCGCGCGGCGGGCGGCGACCGAGGAGCGCGCGUGCAGCCGCCGCCGCCCCAGCUCCCGCAGCUCCCGCAGCUCGGCCGCCGAGGGACCGCGGAGAGACGCACGCCCGGGCGAGCCUCGCCGCCGCAGCAUCCCGGCAGAGAACAUGCUUGCCAACUCAGCCAGCGUGCGCAUUCUCAUCAAGGGGGGCAAGGUGGUGAACGAUGACUGCACCCACGAGGCCGACGUCUACAUCGAGAACGGCAUCAUCCAGCAGGUGGGCCGAGAGCUCAUGAUCCCCGGAGGCGCCAAGGUGAUCGACGCCACCGGGAAGCUGGUCAUCCCCGGCGGCAUCGACACCAGCACCCACUUCCACCAGACCUUCAUGAACGCCACGUGCGUGGACGACUUCUACCACGGGACAAAGGCGGCGCUGGUGGGCGGCACCACCAUGAUCAUGGGCCUGGUCCUGCCCGACAAGGAGGCCUCGCCCGUGGACGCCUACGAGAAGUGCCGGGCGCUGGCCGACCCCAAGGUCUGCUGUGACUACGCCCUCCACGUGGGGAUCACCUGGUGGGCACCCAAGGUGAAAGCCGAAAUGGAGACGCUGGUGAGGGAGAAGGGCGUUAACUCGUUCCAGAUGUUCAUGACCUACAAGGACCUGUACAUGCUGCGGGACAGUGAGCUGUACCAAGUGCUGCACGCCUGCAAGGACAUUGGGGCCAUCGCCCGGGUGCAUGCGGAGAACGGGGAGCUGGUGGCCGAGGGUGCCAAGGAGGCGCUCGACCUGGGAAUCACAGGCCCGGAGGGAAUCGAGAUCAGCCGCCCCGAGGAGCUAGAAGCUGAGGCCACUCACCGCGUCAUCACCAUCGCCAACAGGACUCACUGCCCCAUCUACCUGGUCAGCGUGUCCAGCAUCUCGGCCGGGGACGUGAUCGCAGCUGCUAAGAUGCAAGGGAAGGUGGUGCUGGCCGAGACCACCACGGCCCACGCCACGCUGACGGGCCUGCACUACUACCACCAGGACUGGUCCCACGCCGCCGCCUACGUCACGGUGCCGCCCCUGAGACUCGACACCAACACCUCCACCUACCUCAUGAGCCUGCUGGCCAAUGACACUCUGAACAUCGUGGCGUCAGACCACCGGCCUUUCACCACCAAGCAGAAGGCCAUGGGCAAGGAGGACUUCACCAAGAUCCCGCACGGUGUCAGUGGCGUGCAGGACCGCAUGAGCGUGGUCUGGGAGCGCGGAGUGGUGGGAGGCAAGAUGGAUGAGAACCGUUUUGUGGCCGUCACCAGCUCCAACGCAGCGAAGAUUCUCAACCUGUAUCCCCGCAAGGGCCGCAUCAUCCCCGGAGCCGACGCCGACGUGGUGGUGUGGGACCCGGAGGCCACCAAGACCAUCUCGGCCAGCACCCAGGUGCAGGGAGGCGACUUCAACCUCUAUGAGAACAUGCGCUGCCACGGCGUCCCGCUGGUCACCAUCAGCCGGGGCCGCGUCGUGUACGAGAACGGCGUCUUCAUGUGCGCCGAGGGCACCGGCAAGUUCUGUCCCCUGCGGUCCUUCCCAGACACCGUGUACAAGAAGCUGGUGCAGAGGGAGAAGACCUUGAAGGUGAGGGGCGUGGACCGCACCCCCUACCUGGGGGACGUGGCGGUGGUGGUGAACCCUGGGAAGAAGGAGAUGGGGACGCCGCUCGCGGACACCCCGACCCGGCCCGUCACCCGGCACGGGGGCAUGAGGGACCUGCACGAGUCCAGCUUCAGCCUCUCCGGUUCUCAGAUUGAUGACCACGUUCCAAAGCGAGCUUCAGCUCGGAUCCUCGCUCCUCCGGGAGGCAGGUCCAGCGGCAUCUGGUAAAGGCGCCGAGCAGCCCCCGAGUGAGGACGCGCCGCUCCACCAACCCGCACCCCUCCGGCCGGCCGCAGAUGUGGGCGGGAGAGGCUGGGCGGGGACGCCACCCGGGGCACCUCCCCACCUGCCGCGUGAGUCACUGUGCUUCAAGCCCACCCAACAGGCACUCGGACACGACUUCCUCCUGCCAUCGCCCUUUCCUGCCUCCGCCCGGCAGCCCCACCCCACUCUGCACCAGCCUCCGCCUGCCCAGACUUCAGUGCCCUGUCCCCUGGCCGCCCCGCCAGCUGUCCAGAGCACUUUGAAAGGAAAAGGAGGCCCGAGGCAGCCACACCCAGGACGCCUGUCUUCCUUCCGGGGCCCCAGGGUGUGGCUGGGACUGGGACCCCCUGCACCUUGGCCAGCUGCCCCCACACUCUCCUCGGGCGGCCGGGCCAGGCGCGUGUACAGGAUUUUGUUUUGCACGUUUGGUUUGCGCGGUGGUUUGGUUUGACUUGUCUGUGCAUCCUGUGAAGACUGACGGUGCUUCGUGACACUAGCAUAGCGUAGAAACGGGGGUAGAUGUGACCUAGAGACGCAGCACGAGGGGCACCACCCAGGCAGCCUGGGUGCUGGGUAGGGACGCCCCUCCCCCAUCCCAGACCCUCCUUCCCUAGAUGCCUCCACCACGAGGGGCACCCUGGGACCCCCAGAAGCCGGGUGGUCUCUGUCCUCUCGGGGCAAGCUCAUUGACACCCCCCCCCACACACACACACACACACACACUUCCUGUCACCUCCCGCCUGCUGGACUGAGGUCCUGCUCCUCCUGUGUGAUUGGCAGUGGGGCUCACGCCUGCUAGGAGAGGGGGAGCGGGCUGAGGGGGAAGUGGUGGGGGGAGCAAGAUGAGGGGGAGUGUGGUGAGGGGGCGGGAUGAGGGGGAGCAGGGUGAGGAGGCAGAGGUGUGAGGAGGUAGGGGUGAGGGGAGCGACCGUGGUAUGCCAGGGAGGAGCAGGCCUGCAGGACCCAGCCCCCCCGAACAGCUUCUCUCCUGCUUGGGGUCCCUCCGUGCCCCGGAGCCAGCCUCGGAGGCCCCCUGGAGUUGGCUGUGGGAAGACUAACACUAACGUCCGGGUCACGUCCCCCCACCUUCAUGGCCCUCGGCAGCUCCUGGUGCUGCGUGCGAGUUCCUGUCGCCACGUUUGGGGUGCGCCCCGAGUCCCCCCUGCACAUGGCCAGCCUGUCCCAGCAUGUCUGAGAGAUUCCUGGGGGACCCCCCCAACCAAUAGACCCCACAUUAGGUCCAUGGGUGCCCUUCAGAGCCGGACUGUGCCCCCCCCACCUCCCCAUGGUGGGGUGACGCCUCUGGCCAACCCCGCCCUGCAUUCGGCCACCCCCAAGUCUUACUCCCCGGCAGGCAGCCCGCUUGUUUUGCACAGAUUUCUCUGAGCGAUGCACGUAACGGCCACGUCUGAGCCAGCGCCUGGGCCGCAUGGGGGGUGCACCCCGUGGCCUGAGCUGCCCCCGUCCUCACACCUCCCUCACUCACGCUCAUCUUCCCUGCCUUGGGGCGGUGGCUGCCCGGGGGCCGGUUGGUGGGGACUCUGGCCUGGCAUGCGGGUCCCCUGCAGCCCCGCUGGGUCCCAGGCCCCGGGCAGAUGCCAAAGAGCGGUGGUGGGCGCGGGCAGAGCCUGGCUGCGUGCGCCGGGAAAGCUUUACCUCCUCCGAGUGCCUCUGCCCGAGAGACGCGUGGCCGUGGCACUGGGAGGCCACGUGUGGGAGUGACCCACCACCGGCCUGCCGUCCAUCCAUCCCCACCCGGACCCUCGCAUUGACACCCCCCACCUUCCCCCGCUGCCCAGGAGCGUCUAGAUGCGAAGGAGCCCAAGGAGGGGCCACCCCUCCACCAGUCCCCUACCCGCCCCCGCCCCGCCGCCCCCUGCGUGCCGUGAGGAGGGUCCCUGGUCACACUGAAUGCAGCUCCCACCGGUGUGUACUUCCUGAAUAAAUACUAUUGUUCUUGCCUUAGCUGCUCUCUAGGUUUGUGGGGUGAGUUCACAGAACAUUGUGCUACUGUGUGUGCGUGUGUGUGUGCGUGUGCGUAGAGCUAGGAGUCCCGGUAGGUCUCUGUCGAGCCACGAGGGCUUUUCCCAGAUUGACCCAGACGCCACGGAAGCCCCACGCGUGGAGCCCCCCAGCCCCCUCCCUCCCCCGCUGCCCCCGGCGGCAGGCACAGCCUGGGGGCGGCAUGGGGUCCCGGCCCGGCGCCCAGCUGACUCCCAGACUCCUCUGUAAAUGUUAUGGUGCUCGGACGGUGUGGAACCCUCCCGGGGGGGACACGCUGUCCUGUGCUUGGGCCACCCAUUGGAGGCAAAUCCAAGCCACCCCACGCGUGUUCUGGUGCAGGUUUGUAUUAAACUGUAGCGACUUCUUCACUCGG